AUCGUGGCCUUGAAGUGGCCGUUGAUGUGAAAAGCUCUUAUGUCCACAGAAAAUGUGGAUAACCAUCGCGUAGCUAUGGAAGUUGCGUCUUCUUCGCAGAGGACAUUGAAUACGAGUGCAACUUUAGAACAACGUACAAGUGCAGUUUCCUUUUCACAUACUCAAAACAACACUUCAAUAGGCAAGUCAACGACUGAAACGCAACAAGACUUGUCCCCUUUGGCUUCUGAGAACACAGCCGUAAGGACAACGCCAAAGACAAAGGAAAGAAGUUGGAACAACAUCGUUAGUAAAAACACGGCUCAGUCCGAUUCUGCUUCAACAAAUAAUAACAAGUCGAGUAAAGAGAGGAACAGAGUGGUUACGUCAAACAAAUUGGAUAAAAAUGGCAGUUCGGUCACAAACUCUUCAGGUCUCAGUGAUUCAACGUUGUAUUCUGCGUCGCAGAUUUCACAUUCGAAAACCCUUCAUAAGAGGUUCCAUCUUCCAGACUCUGAAAACCUACUAGGAGAGUUUGCUUGUGCCUUGGGAAAGGGAGUGCUUAUGCAAGGAAAACUUUAUAUGACGAACAGUUAUUUAUGCUUCUUCUCUGGAUUAUUUGGUCGUCCCUUGAGAGUGGUUAUUCCUCUGAACGAUAUAUCUAGUAUUAGAAAGAAGAAUGUAGCAAUGAUUUUUCCAACUGCUAUUCAAGUUGUACUGAAAGAUGGGAAAAAGUAUUUUUUUGCCUCUUUUUUAGCAAGAAAUCUGGCUUUUCAGCGACUGUAUCUUUUGUGGACUCUGUUUAAACAAGGAAAACUUGCAGAGUUAAAGAGCAGUGCACAGUUUGAUAAAAUAUUGGAAACUUUUAGCAAUCAAGAAGAGGAUAAUGAGGAUAUGCGUACGGCUGACGACUCUGUUGUGUCCAAUUCGGAGGAUUCAGAAGUACAUGUUGAAGAGAACCAAGAGACAGAUGAGCAACAACGUAACAAGAUAGCGGAAACAUUGAGGAUGUUUGAAAAAGGAGACUUCACUCAAACAAGUAUGUUUGAUAGUUCGUUCACUGACCAGGAUCACCUUCUUGUCUCUUAUCACCUUUCGACUUCUGUUUUGCAUCUUGGAGAGUUGAUUGCUUUGAACUCGUGUCCUGUAGGAAAUGAAACAGGGGAACUCAAUUCUUUGCCUUCAGAAGAAGCGGGUUUAAAUACAACACAUAAUGUAUUGGAGGAGUAUCAUGAGUUACGAGGAGACUCCAAUCUAGAAAUAAGCAAAUGGCAACGUCAUUCUACAUUAGGAUGUAUCCGUACAAUCAAAUACUAUUCACCUGUUCAUAACAAAGCUUUGGCCGUAGGAAUCAGUAAAACUCGAAAUGAAGAAUAUCAACGUAUCUGUUUAAAUCCAGACAAGGACUUUUUACUUGUGGAAUGGACAAACCAAUUAUUAGACAUUCCAUUCGGAGAUACCUUUGUUAUGCAAACUAGAAUGGAGGCUCAUGACAAGUCUACCCAUAAAAGUAAUAAUAAGCCUGGAUGUGAAGUGAAUAUAUAUCUCAACGUUGAAUGGAAAAAGAAAGUUAUGUGGAGAAGGAUGAUUGAGUCGAAUAUUCAUCGAGAAACAGUGGAGAGUUAUGAAACCUUGAUAAAGGUAUUAAAGAAGCAUAUUGAAAAUGUCAGAGGCAGUUAUAUGAUGGAUGAAAUGGUGAAUAACGGGAAUGCCAAGUCCAUAGCAAAAGCGAAGCUUGAGGUGCAAACAGAUUUGACCGAAAAUAGUCAGAAGAACAAGUCUUCGAGCUCCCAAUCUUCUUCAUUGGAAGAAGGUUUGCAAAGUGCAAAUAGAAAGGGGAGUUGGAAUGCUCGGCUCCGGAGUUUGGAGACCCAACUUUAUGCACUUUUUGUAUUUGUUUUAUUAAUAUCGCUCGUCGUCUUAAUUGGAUUUUUCCUCGUUCUUCGUUCUCAAAGAACUCAAGGACAUGUCUUAAGUGAGCGUAUUACGCAACUCGAAUUUUUACUCGAAACUCAACUCGAUACGAAACAUCGAAAGGAGUGGAUUCCAGUAGCUGAAUAUGGCAAUGAAGCAUCUGUUAUGAAGGAACAAGAUUUACAACGUUUGGAUAGUUUAGUGACACAACUCAAUGAGGUCGUAUCUUCGUUAUACUCACAACAUCUCUUAUCAAAGGGAAAGAAGGAAAGUUGAGUUUUUUUUUGUAGAUGGUUGUACUUAUUUUCUAUUUCUGUACAAACGUUAAGAACAACUGUGAUAAAAUGCAUUUGUUUUCA
Messenger RNA from Galdieria sulphuraria, 2252 nucleotides. RefSeq lists its product as uncharacterized. The coding region runs from base 40 to 2169 and encodes 709 amino acids. The transcript is spliced from 4 exons. NCBI's taxonomy places the organism in Eukaryota, Rhodophyta, Bangiophyceae, Galdieriales, Galdieriaceae. The record is from RefSeq and is a predicted model, not a curated record.